Messenger RNA from Drosophila teissieri, 3221 nucleotides. Its product is annotated as PX domain-containing protein kinase-like protein. Gene Ontology annotation, molecular function: protein kinase activity; ATP binding; phosphatidylinositol binding. Gene Ontology annotation, cellular component: early endosome; extrinsic component of endosome membrane; late endosome. The coding region runs from base 195 to 2129 and encodes 644 amino acids. The transcript is spliced from 9 exons. Lineage: Eukaryota; Metazoa; Arthropoda; Insecta; Diptera; Drosophilidae. Gene Ontology annotation, biological process: protein targeting to lysosome; early endosome to late endosome transport; endosome to lysosome transport. The record is from RefSeq and is a predicted model, not a curated record.
CGAUAUGAAAAUGACAGUGCGCUGCAGUAAACAGUGAAAAAUAUAUCUGAGUGGGGUCCAAUUGGGCUGCGAAAACUGUAUUAAACUCGGUACAAAGACAAUCUGCAGGGUGGAGGCCAGGCCCACACAUACAUACACUUUCAACAGCAGCGCAGCUUGACGAGUGAAGUGGAAAAUGUAUCCAAAGGAGUCCAAUGGCCGUAUUUGCGAGCAGAUAUGAACGAAAAUUGCCAAUUGACGACACCCAGGCGCUGAGCUGCGAGAUAACCGCAGUCCAGGAGGUCACCGGACAUACGGAGUACCUGCUGCGCGUGUGGAGGGGCGCCAGCAACAAAGACUACUGGACCGUUCUGCGCCGCUACAAUGACUUUGACCAACUGGACAAGUCUCUCCGCGUCUCCGGCAUCAAGCUGCCGCUGCCUCGCAAACGCAUCUUUGGUAACAUGCGCCCGGAGUUCAUAGCUGAACGGAAGCAAGCCCUACAAGAGUACAUAAACGCCGUACUAAUGAAUCCCAUAUUGGCCUCCUCGCUGCCAGCCAAGCGCUUUGUGGAUCCCGAGAGUUACUCGCAGUCCUUUCACGACCAUGCCGUGCAGAAUGCCAUGCUCUGCCUGCGCAACGACGCUACAUGGUUGCUGGGUGGAAGUAUGGGCGCCAUAGGCUGGCGCCUUCGAAAGCACUACUUUAAGGUUACUACAAAGCCGCCUGAGAAAAGCAGCAACAAACAACUGGUUAAGAGCGGCUCACAGACGCACCAGAGCAAACAUUUUGCCGCUGGGAGCAGCAAUGGCAGCGGUCACUCCAUCGACGCCGGAACCUUAGAUCCCGGGUCAGAGGUGAUAGCUGAGUGGCUGGAGUACGGACCCGACAAGUUUAUCGACGAAAAAGAAAUCGGGGGCAUAAUGAAAAGCUUAAUGGGCCUGCAGCAUCCGCACAUCGAGCCGGUUCUCCUGGCAGCACACACCGAAAACGGUUGCCUGGUCAUAAGAAAAUUUCACAAGCAUGGUACUUUAAAGGAUGUUUUGUGCAUGGCCGCGAAUCCAAAGAAUCCCUUUCUUAGCAAGUACGGCAAUCCCAAGGGGCGCACUGCGCUUUCAAUGAAACAAGUGGCUACAUAUGGGAAGCAAAUUCUAGAGGCUCUAAUAUUUUUGCACUCAAAGGGAUAUGCAUAUGGUCACCUACAUUCCGGAAACAUAGUGAUAGUCGACGAUUGUGUUAAGCUGCUGGACAUCGAGAACUUUUUGCUGGGCGUACCCGCGUUCUACAGGCCAUUUUUCAUGCAGCACAGUAAAAUCCAUGCUAUCGAAACCAUAGAUGUUUACUGUUUUGGUCAUGUCCUUUUCGAAAUGGCCAUGGGUUAUCCGCUGCAGGAGUCUGUUGUGCGCCAGAUUUCCGAAUGUCCCGAAGCGCUAAAAUGUCUUCUGGAGAGCAUUCUUUCCAAGGAAGCUUGCAAAGCUGGCCUGCCGACGCUGGAGCAAUUGUUGGGUCACAGAUUUUUUUUGCAAUAUGCUUCAACUGAGAGCGCCGGCGUCGCUACCACUGCUGAAAAGCCGUACUUUAAGCUAUCAUUGAAUGCCAAAGAGCUGCUAAAGCAGGCGGCUAUCAAGAGCGAGAACCGGCUCCGGGACGAACAAAAGUCUGUAAAAAACCAAAAGCGGAUUGUGCGGGUCCAGGAACUGAUGAGCUCUGAGGAGGAAAAGCGGAAGUCUAAGCAGAAAGCAAAACUAGAGCACAAACAGUCGAAGCUAAAGCAGCAAAGUUCAAUCCAAACAAACAAUGGACGCUUGUCGCUUGUGGCUGCGACUGCAGCGGCAGCUUCAUCCAGCACCGCGGUGAUAGGUGGGUUAUGUGGGACCGACUCCUUCAACCGCUCCGACAGCACUCCCGAGGAGCCCACACUGGCCGGCAUCAAAUCACCACCGCUUACUCCGGGGCCCCAAUUAGGCGGCAUAUAUCAGGAAUUACCGUCGUCGACUGGCGCACCGGUGGAACGGCAGUCCUCGACACCAAACAUGCUGUCUGAGGAUGUUGAAGGCGGCGAUGGCGAAGAACCAACCCGCACCGCUCUUCUCGAGUCCAUCUGCAAGUUUAACCGUGGAUCGCUGCGCAAAGUGCGAUCUAACGACUAGCUGAGGAACUGAGAGAUUAAUAAACAUUACAAUUUUUGGACCAAAUGUGGCGUUAUGAAAUAACGAUACCAUCAAAAAUAACUUGAGCUAAUCGAAUUCCAAAAGCUACAUUUUACAUAGUAAGAAACAGAAAACCAGCAGAUCGAAGACACCGCUGAGUAUAGCAUAUACCCAAAACAAUCCAGCAAUUACUAUAUGUACUAACGAAACCCACUGAUUAUAAUUAUUGCAUAUUAUACGUGUCCACCAUACAUUGCAUACGAUUUAUCGGCUAAAAAGAAUGUGUCUAUUUAUGUAAACAAGUUACAUGUCACUCACUUGCGAGCAGAUUUCCGAUCGCAACUAAAGCUUUACCUAUGUGUCCACUACACGACUGAAACUAACUUUGGUACGAAUAUCUUAAUUGGAAACAAAGAAUCUAAAUCUUAAAACAAAAAACAAUACGAAUGAAACGACAUAAAGAGAAAUUAGAACUUUCCAAUAUUUACAUAAGUCUGCACCAAAAUUUGCACUAGACGAAACACUAUUCUUUUAUAUGGCCCACUGGCCAACAUAAUACAUGGAUGUUAGAUGUCUUAAGAAAUCGUUCCUCGGUGUUGUGCUAUCUCCACCACCGCGGUAUUAUCGCCAAUUUGUAGUAGUUGUACUGCAGGUUUUGUAACUGAGUUUGAGUUUUAAUAUUUCGAAGAGCCACGAAUGUUUCAAAAACACUCAACUGUUCGUUACAGACAUACACGGAGUCCUGGACUCAAAAAAAUUAAAGCAACAGACAAAGAAAAGAAUAUGUGGCAAAGAACUCGCACUGUUAUUGUUUAACUUCUUAUAGAUAAUUUAUUAGGUGUGUAUUUAACCGAAUCCAAACGUAUCGAGUAUAUUUAUAUUAAUAUGUGUAUAUAUAUGUAAUUGGUGUUUUGUGGCCACAAGAGCACCCAGUAAUAACGUAAAUAUCGUAACUUGGAUGUGUAUUAUUGUCUACUGACUGUGUAUAUGUUUGAUAUAUAUACUUUAAAUGCAAGACCGACUCGAAAUGUGAAGUAUAUUCCCACACAUAUUGCAAACCAAAUAAAGUGUAAACUAAUUGUUGUAAGCUCA